Messenger RNA from Colias croceus (clouded yellow), 1559 nucleotides. RefSeq names its product deoxycytidylate deaminase. Gene Ontology annotation, cellular component: cytoplasm. Gene Ontology annotation, biological process: dUMP biosynthetic process; dTMP biosynthetic process. The transcript has 5 exons. NCBI's taxonomy places the organism in Eukaryota, Metazoa, Arthropoda, Insecta, Lepidoptera, Pieridae. Gene Ontology annotation, molecular function: dCMP deaminase activity; zinc ion binding. The coding region runs from base 95 to 664 and encodes 189 amino acids. The record is from RefSeq and is a predicted model, not a curated record.
AACGCAUAAAAAUACCGCGAAGUAAUUUUUGCUCAUGAUUAAAGCAUUGAUGAAUAGUUAAUACAUUUAUUAUAAAUAAUAGUGCAACUUUAUCAUGGAUCUUGUUGAAAAAACUUCAAAAAUGUCCAUAAAAAGUAAUGGUGAAAGUAAAAUGGAUCAAAAACGAGAAGAUUAUAUUGAGUGGACAGAAUAUUUCAUGGCAAUGGCAUUUUUGGCGGCAAAGCGUAGCAAGGAUCCACAUUUCCAAGUUGGCGCAUGUGUAGUUAAUAAGGAAAACAAAAUUGUCGGAAUUGGGUAUAACGGAAUGCCUAUUGGCUGUAGUGAUGAUCAAUUUCCUUGGGGAAAAAACACUCCAUCACCUUUAGAUAGUAAAUCUCUUUAUGUAUGCCACGCAGAAAUGAAUGCAAUACUUAACAAAAACUCGGCCGAUGUCAAAGACUGUACCAUAUAUGUAGGUCUCUUCCCUUGUAACGAGUGUGCUAAAAUAAUAAUACAGUCUGGUAUUAGUGAAGUUGUUUAUCUGUCACAUAAGGGCUGGGAUAAACCUAAGUAUGCUGCAUCAAAGAUUAUGUUUGAUGCUGUGGGUGUUAAAUAUUGGCAAUACAAACCAAAAAACGAUAAAAUAGAAAUCAGGUUUACCAACAUCAAUGAGGCGCCAUCAUAAUAAAAUUAUUUAGGAUAGAAUUAUACAAUUAGUAUAAAGAAAUAUACAAUCGAUUACUUAAUAAUAAUAAGACAUAAUUUAAUGUAAUAAGUAUGACAUUGUUUUUAAAUAAAACAGAAAUAAUUUUGUAAAAUAAAAUUUUAUUACUUUAUGUACAAGACGACGGGGUACAAAAUACUCCAAUAAUUGGAAAACAACAAGACCGUAACACAACAUUUUACGCGAAAGUCCCUGAGCAGAACAGGAUGGUGUUUUGGAUUGAAAAAUAUAAAGGAAAAUUAAAAUUAGGAUACAAUGUAUACCGAAAUAUUUUAAAAUCGCCGUUCUGAUGCCAGGAAGACAAAUGUUCAGUUUGAAACACGAAAAGCUAUGUCAAAUGUUGUGAUAUUUUUAGGUAAGAGUGCCUUUCAACAGAUUAUAUUUCAACAAAAACAACAAAAUUAGCUCAAAGCUAUGAAAUCUAUUUAUUUUUAUAUGAGUUCUUGUAUUGUGAAUAGGCACCCUUAUAACAAAUAAUCAUGUUAAAUAUUUCCUAUGAGUAUAAGAAUCAUAAUUUGAAAUUUAAAAUAUCUAAUCGUGUAUAAGACAAGUUGUAACCGAUAUUGACUAACAUUAUGUUAUUAUGUAUAAAUUGUGUAAAAUAAACCACUUUGUUCUAUAUUAUUUUGUGAUUACAAUUCUGAUAAUAUUGCAGUAUCAUAAUAUCAUUGUUUAUUGUCCAAAUAUUAUUCGAGCAUCAAUAUUAUAGUUUUGAAAACAUAUUUUAUGUGAUCAGAGGUGUUAAAAUGGUGCUAAAAUUUGAAAACCAAAUUUCAAAUGAGCAGAUAAUAUAUUUAGACAUUACACAGAUAAUCUUAAUUUUUCUAUCAAAACUAUUAAAGAAAUAUUUUUCUUA